Molecule: messenger RNA, 5280 nt
Organism: Myxocyprinus asiaticus (Chinese sucker)
Lineage: Eukaryota; Metazoa; Chordata; Actinopteri; Cypriniformes; Catostomidae
Gene: tp53bp2a
Product: tumor protein p53 binding protein, 2a
Exons: 18
Coding region: 441-3665 (1074 amino acids)
Biological process (GO): signal transduction; regulation of apoptotic process
Cellular component (GO): nucleus
Molecular function (GO): p53 binding
Source: RefSeq, a predicted model, not a curated record
AGUCUAUCCAGGCAACAGGCUUUUAACGAAGGCGGAGAAUGGCACGGAAAUAUUUAAAGAAAAAAAUAACAAAACUUCCAAAGUAACUGUAAUAGGAAUACUGAAAAUACACUACCACUUGAACUUGUCAUCUAAAUGUUUUAAUCAGUUUUUGGUAAAGAAAACCGUCGAUAUUCGUGAUCUCUGUCUUCCGAUGUUCACUAAAAAACACUCGCUUAAGGAAAGUUUAGGAAGGCCUCAGACUUCACACCGUUUGGCACUUUGUAUUUUACUGAAGACGGAUUGUUUGCCUAACAUCUGCCUUAUAUAAUUUUUCGCUUUAAUAAAGAAUAAGACAAGACAACGGUUGGUCACAAAUAAUAGUAUUACAGUUGAAUGACUGAAGCUUUCUAACUGGACGAAACUCGCGGUGGAAAAACAAUCUGCGGCACGACGCGACAAUGAUGCCGAUGUUCCUGACUGUGUAUCUCAGUAACAAUGAGCAGCAUUUUACAGAGGUGCCCAUUAUACCUGAGACGCUGUGUUGUGAUGUGGUUGAGCUUUGCAAGGAACCGGGUGAGAUCAGCUGCCACCUGGCUGAAGUGUGGAGAGGCUCAGAGCGUGUGCUAGGCGAGAGCGAAAAGAUGAUGGAUCUGUUGCUGCAGUGGGGGCAGGAGAGGUCUGAGGUUCGAUUCUUUCUACGACAUGGCCAAGCACCCAGCCCCCCGUCAGACUCCAGGAGUUCAAAUCAGAAGAGGAAUGAUGUGAAGAGACCCACAGACAGACGGACAGAGAAUGGGGUGAACAGCAUGUGGAUGAGCAUGACUUUAGUAGAGUUGCAGGAGAUGGCCACUAGACAACAACAGCAGAUUGAUGCCCAGCAACAGCUCCUGGCCUCUAAGGUACAGGAGCAGCGUUUGCAUUUCCUGAAGCAGCAGGAGCACAGGCAGCAGCAGGCGUCCUCUGAACAGGAGACUCUUAAGCAUCUGAGGGAAACUGUGGAGAAACAGGAAGCACAGCUGAAGAAAGUCAGAGCACUGAAGGGACAGGUCGAACACAAACGCCUCAGCAAUGGAAAACUGGUGGAGGAGAUUGACCAGAUGAACAGUCUACUUUUGCUGAAGCAGAAAGAGUUGGUAGUAGCUGUGUCCAAAGUGGAAGAACUAAGCAAACAGCUGGAGACACUGAAAAAUGGCCGGAUGGACAAGCUUCACAAUAACCGCAACUCCGUGGCCGAGCUGGACCGCCUCUACAGGGAACUACAGUUGAGGAACAAUAUGAACCAGGAACAGAAUUCUAAACUCCAGCUACAGAGAGAAAACCUGAACGAGAGAAACCAGGAGGUGGCUGCCAUGGACAAACGAGUAAAUGAACUGCGAGAUCGCUUGUGGAAGAAGAAAGCUGCCAUACAGCAGAAAGAGAACCUUCCUGUGCCUGUAGAUGGUCUAACCUCUCAACAGACUGGACCGUCUCGUGUGGCUGCAGUUGGUCCUUAUAUCCAGUCGUCUACAGUGCCCAGGGGCCCAAUCAAACAGGACCUGUUUAUUAAACCCACUUACCCAGAUGGCACAGCAACUGUACUACAUCAGGACAGGAGCACUCAUUCUGGGACAGCAGGUCUGCAGUCAAACAAGAUGUCUUCAAAGUUUUCAAACUGGAGUUCAUCCACUACAAAGCCCGGCAACAACAACGGCUCAUCCACUCUCCCACCCAUGGCGAACCAGGCAUCUGAAGACCAAGAUGACCCAGAUGUGCUGAAACGUGACCGCAGGGUGAGGCCAGCCUCCAUGUUUGGGUCCAUUGAGCCUCCUGCAGCUUCUUUACGCAAAAACCAGAGCAGCGAAGACCUUAUGAGAGAUGCUCAGAGUGCUGUCAAGAACACAAUCAAAGUUCCACCUCCAGUACCGAGUAAACCGAAACAGGCCAACCUGCCCUCUGGUGGCCAAAUAGGGUACACCAAGAUGGCCGUCAGUUCCGGUACCUUCCCUAGGAAGAGUAUGUCAUCCACUCAGCAGCCACCCGGUGGCUGCCGUUCCGGCCUGGGGAAUACUCUGCCCCUUCCCUCCAAACAAGAGGCUCCCCCAGCAGCUACAGUACACCCCUUCAGCCCCGAGGGGCAUGGAGCAAAAGAUUCAGGUGGACAAAUCUUACAUAAGCCCCAGACGCUGGCUACCAGCUCCAUCUAUUCCAUGUACACACAGCAGCCCACAACUGGCAAAACACAGCCACAGGGCGUGCAGGGUGCACUGAGCCGAGCCCAGAACCACAGCAACUUCACCAGCGUUUAUGGGAAGCCAGUGAUCCCCACAGGUCAUCAGUCUCAAAACCAGCACCCUGAGAACCCAUACCUGGACCCGCUCAGUGGUUCUGAAACAGAGAUGGAUCAUAAUACUGGAGGCUCUUCUUCAGAGAACCAAGAGACAGAGCGUAUUCCCAGACCUCUCAGUCCCACCAAACUGCUUCCCUUCAUCUCGAACCCCUACCGCCAUCAGAGUGACUUCGACUUAGAAGCUCUCAGGAAGAAACUCUACAACGCGCCACGGCCCCUCAAGAAACGCAGCUCCAUCACAGAGCCUGAGGGCCCAGGUGGCCCUAAUAUCCAGAAACUCUUGUACCAGAAGACCACUCUGGCCGCCAUGGAGACUGCAGUGAGUCCUCCUGGAGAAGAGGAGAAGGUUAAUACAACUGAACCUCAGAGAUCUGAUGAAACUUCUCCAGAUCUGCCACUCCCUGAGCCUCCAAUGUCCAUAGCUACACCAGAAACUGAAAUAGAAGAUAUCCUCCCUCCACCACCUCCACACCCAGCCCCACAGCCUGAUACUUCACUGGUACCGCCACCUCCCCAGCCAACAAGCCCUCCUCCUCUACCACCUCCAGAGAGCUUCAUGGAGGAGUUUCCUCCAUAUCCUCCACCUCCUUAUCCCAGUGGUGCUGAGCAGGAUUCUCCAGAAGACACUUUCUGCAUGAUGCCACCAGAGGUCACUGGCCAGGUUCCCUUGCCCCCUGGUAAGAGGACAAAUCUGCGUAAAGCUGGAUCUGAGCGCAUUGACCACAACAUGAGAGUGCGAUUUAAUCCUCUGGCACUGUUACUGGACUCAUCUCUGGAGGGAGAGUUUGAUCUGGUGCAAAGGGUCAUAUAUGAGGUUGAAGAUCCGAGUGAGCCUAAUGAUGAGGGAAUCACUGCCCUUCAUAAUGCAGUCUGUGCUGGUCAUACAGAGAUUGUUAAAUUCCUGGUUCAGUUUGGAGUCAAUGUUAAUGCUGCUGACAGCGACGGGUGGACUCCUCUGCACUGUGCUGCCUCCUGUAAUAAUGUGCAGGUGUGUAAGUUCCUGGUGGAGUCUGGGGCAGCGGUGUUUGCUAUGACCUACAGUGACUUGCAGACUGCAGCUGAUAAGUGUGAGGAGAUGGAAGAAGGCUACACCCACUGCUCUCAGUUCCUCUAUGGUGUGCAGGAGAAGAUGGGCAUUAUGAAUAGAGGGGUAGUGUACGGACUGUGGGACUUCGAGAGCGAACAGGGCGAUGAGCUGCUAUUCAGUGAGGGCGACUGCAUGACUAUACUCCGCAGGGAGGAUGAGGAAGAGACUGAGUGGUGGUGGGCACGCACAGGUGACAGGGAGGGCUAUGUACCCAGAAACCUGCUGGGGUUGUAUCCAAGAAUUAAACCUCGCCAAAGAAGUCUGGCUUAAAUCCAGUGAGGUGAACAAAGACUGCCAUCCUGAUGGAUCAAAAGAGAGAGGACAACCACAAAGGAUAGUCAAAUGAUGUACACCACAAAUGAACUUGAUCAUGGAGAAGUUUUUAGGACCAUUGACAUAUUUUGUCUAAUUUGAAAUAGUUUUUGUAAACUAUUAAGACCUUUUACCUUUUUAUGCAGUUUUUUUUUUUUCAAUAACUGUUGAUGUUACGGUGAUGGUCACUCUGGUGUCUGGUUUGUUUUCACAAUAGAAUACAAUUAGAUUAUUAUAAUUUACAAUAUGUUCUAAUAUAAAGACUUUUUCACAAAAGCUUUUGGUACAUUUUUCAUUUUUACAGGUUGUUUUUAUAUAUAUUUUAUAACUCUGCCUGUGCUAUUCAGUGAUUUAUUUCACACAUUGUGCUGAAGACAUGAACAUUAUUUUAAUGAUUUUGGUCAUGUGCACAAUGUAAAGUUUACCAACUGAAAUUAAAUGGCUUGUUUAUGGGCCAUUGAACUAAAUUUGCUGGACAUCUGUGCAUGCCUGUUAGAAUAAGGGGAAUUUCUUGCCAAUUACUUUAAAAGCCAAUGAUUCAAGAUAUUGAAAAGUGGGCUGGAAGUCUUUGAAUCAAGACCCAUGUAGUUCUGCUGGUGUAACAGUACAAUGCUAACUUUAUUUUUCAUUAUCUGAAGUGCCGGUACUUUUUUGACAGUCUAUUUUUAAGGCUGUGUUCUAAUUAAGAAUCAUUUACUGGUUUCAGAGAAUUGCAAAAGCCUCAGUUUCUGCCCAGUCAUGUGCUUCACUUCACAUGUCAGAAUGUGCGAAUGCAGACUUGAUGAAUUAAUGGAUGUUUGCAAACAUUUGCAAACAUUUUAACAUUACAUUUUAUAUAUAUCCUGUCAUACAAGUAGAAUAAAUAACACAAAAUAAUUACAGCAGUAAAAAGUUGCCACAUACAAUUCUGUUUAUACAGUAUAUGUACAUUAUUUUAUUAUCACAUUAAAUCAUGUUGACACUUUGAUAUGUGAAUGAUAUUAUCAGUGGGUGAAAAUUAAGACUUAACUAUGCUUUAUCUGUCCACAUCAAAUUUAAACUACAUAAAUUGGGCGUGUGGGUGCUUCAUGCACCCUCGGGUUUAUGCCUGAUUUACGUUUUACUAACCACCAGAUGAUGUUCAAUACUCCUGAUGCUUUAAAUCUUUUCUCGGCACAAUCGGGAAAGCUUCAGAGCCCAUUCCUAGUACACAUUAUACCCACAAUUUUUAAAAACAUUAAAGUUUAAAAAGUAGCUAACUGUUUCCAGCUAAAAAACACCAACCAGAGUUAUUUAGCCCAAGACAUAGCACUUGGUAGAAAUUGGAACACCCAAUGGUGCAUGUGGAAAAGGAAGUCCUGUCUUACAGGUAUAAGAACCAAUCACUUUUUACAUAGAGACAUCGCCUGUCAGUCAUGCGCAUUAACUGGACCAGCCUGAAAAAUGGCAUUGUUAUCAUUGUUGUCAUGCACAUUAGCUGGACCAGCUUGAAAAAUACAAUUGUUUCCAUUGUUGUCAGAUUUUUUUUUUUUUUAUAAAUACAACCCCAAGUUGGAACAGAAUGUAAAGUGCCAAUAAAAGCAAAAAGGAGUAA